Penicillium verhagenii is the source of this 1230-nucleotide messenger RNA. RefSeq lists its product as uncharacterized. NCBI's taxonomy places the organism in Eukaryota, Fungi, Ascomycota, Eurotiomycetes, Eurotiales, Aspergillaceae. Gene Ontology annotation, biological process: mRNA 3'-end processing. The transcript is spliced from 5 exons. The coding region runs from base 1 to 1230 and encodes 409 amino acids. The record is from RefSeq and is a predicted model, not a curated record. Gene Ontology annotation, cellular component: RNA polymerase II, holoenzyme. Gene Ontology annotation, molecular function: RNA polymerase II C-terminal domain binding.
AUGGCAUACACGGAUGAUGCCGUCAAGGCAAAGCUCUCUGCUCUCAAUGAGACUCAAGAGAGCAUUGUCACUGUUGCCCAGUGGGUCAUGUUUCAUAGGCGACACGCCGACAAGACUGCGCAAAUUUGGUUACAGAAGAUCCGCGACUCUCAGCCUCUCAAGCGCCUGAACUUGGUUUACCUGGCCAAUGAGGUCUCCCAGCAAUCCAAGGCACGGAAUCGAGAAGAAUUCCUCACAGCCUUUGCGCCAAUCGUCGCGGAGGCCACAGCAACGGCUUACAAAGGUUCAUCAAAUGAUAUUCAGAUCAAGCUGCGCCGUGUGGUGGAGGUGUGGAGAUCACGAAAUGUUUUCGCAGCCCCCAUUCUAGAUGCGGUGGAAGCCCGUCUCAGUGAAAUCGACAAGACCCGUUCGACCACCAAGAAACAGCCUCUUGGUGGCUCGCUCUUCAACAAGGAGCCCUCUUCUGGAUCUGCGCCGUCCGAAAUCCAACCAUUGGUUCCACUGCAAGUUGCCCUUAACAAAGCUGCCUUCACCUCGACCAGUACUGCCGCCAAUGCCGAGUCCGAGUACAAUAAGAUGCAUGAUACUAGGGAGCCACAGCCUACUCCUCCGGUGCAUGCUGCGCGUCUCAGCCAACUCCUCAAAUCCCUCGCUAACGCCGAGAGCUCUGUUUCGGAGGUCAUCAAGUCCCGUCACGCGCUCAUUGACGGACUUGAGAAACUGCUCGCAACCAAUCGAUCCGAGCUUGCGAAAGAGGAGACCUUGGUGGCGCAGAUUUCAGAGAGGAAGGCUCAGACUGAUUCGAAGAAGCGUGAAGUUGAGGACGCCAUAAUGCAAAACAUGUCUGAUGAAACUUCGGGGCCCCAUUACUUUGGUGAAGGAGAGGUGCCCCGGCCCGAGGCCGAGGCUCUGACCCCUCCCUCUGUCGAAGCUUUAACUCCCGUUGGAUCACCUAAGCCUGAACAACAGCAGACUAGCAGUGGGCCUUUCACCGAAGAAGCAGACAUGACGCCCCUCGAUGGAUUAGUUAUUCCUGACCUGGGACCAGACAGUGGACUUCCACUAGAUUCGGCUGAACUCUCUCCGGUGGGUAAUGAUUUUGACCUCAGCACAAAUGGCGCUGGGAUCAAACGACGCAAGGUGACACACGGAGAGGAUGACUACAGCCAGUUUGCAACUGGAGACUUGGAUGAUGAUGUUGCUGCUCUGAUUGCGCAGCAAGGCAAGUAA